This is a messenger RNA of Fundulus heteroclitus (mummichog), 2443 nucleotides long. Its product is annotated as complement C1r subcomponent. Gene Ontology annotation, molecular function: serine-type endopeptidase activity; calcium ion binding. NCBI's taxonomy places the organism in Eukaryota, Metazoa, Chordata, Actinopteri, Cyprinodontiformes, Fundulidae. Bases 66 to 2204 code for a protein of 712 amino acids. The transcript is spliced from 13 exons. Gene Ontology annotation, cellular component: extracellular region. Gene Ontology annotation, biological process: complement activation; proteolysis. The record is from RefSeq and is a predicted model, not a curated record.
UUAUGACAUUAAUGUUUCACUUGUUUCUCAGACUUGAGCUGGUACACAGCUAGAUUUAUUCAGGCAUGGAUUUAUUCAAUCCCAGGAUUGGUUGGAUAUCUUUCAUCAUAUGGUUUCUGCAUGUGCUUGUCUGUGAGUGUGUCCCGCUGCCAGACUCAGACCCUCCGAUGUAUGGAGAGGUCCAUUCCCCCCAGUAUCCUCAACCCUAUCCCCCCAACCUGCAGAAGCAGUGGGACCUCAGUGUGCCAGAGGGCUUCAAGAUCAGCCUUACCUUCACACACCUGGACAUCGAAGCCUCUGCGGGCUGUUACUACGACUCAAUUACAGUUCUACAUGAUGAAAAGCUGCUUGGAAGGUUUUGUGGUAAUGAGAACUCUGCUGAUGGACAUCACCCCGGGUACCAGCCCAUUCUGUCUCCAGGCAACAGACUCACCCUGAUUUUCCAGUCAGACGACUACAACCCGGAUCGUAAUCAGAACGUGGGAUUCUCCGCUCAGUACCAAGCAAUAGACAUAGAUGAAUGCUCAGCACCAGAACCUGAGGAUGGAUCAGGUCCACUCUGCUCUCAGAUCUGCCUCAACACACUUGGGUCAUAUCUCUGUGCUUGUCACCAUGGCUAUGAGCUGCGUUCAGAUGAGCGCACCUGCAUCUUAUCCUGUGGCGGCGGUGUAUUUGAUGAGCCAGAGGGGUAUUUGUCAAGUCCAGGUUACCCAAACCCCUCGCCUCAAGCUUUGUCCUGUCAGUACAUCAUUUCUGUGGAGUCGGGCUUCUCUGUCUCUCUUAACUUCUCUGACAAGUUCCACAUCGAGAGUGUGGACACAGAGGAAGGCCAAAAGUGUCUCCAUCACUGGUUAGAGGUGAGCAUCCCAGACAGAGAGCCCAUGAGGCUGUGUGGGGGAACAAGCCCAAGAGUAAUAGACACAAAUUCAAACAUCGUCAAGCUGGACUACCACAUUGAUGAUCAAGGACAGAGCAAUGGAUGGAGCCUCGACUACAGCACAUCCAGAGUCAAGUGUCCAGUUCCCGGUAACGUAGCAAAGGGACGGGUCACUCCUACCUUAACUGAAUAUUACUACAGAGACCACAUCUAUGUGCGCUGUGAUCAAGGAUACAAACUAAUGAUGGAUGGUCAAGAAAUUAAGAGCUUCUCUGCGAUGUGUCAAAGUAACGGAAAGUGGCACCUCCCACUGCCUGAAUGCCACAUAAUUGAUUGUGGAGAACCUGACCCUCUGCUGAACGGAGGAGUAGCUUUCCUGUCUGGCUUCCAGAAUCAGUAUCUUUCUGUUGUUCAGUAUCACUGCAAUGAACCGUUUUAUUCUCCAUAUGGCGGCAAUAAUGUUUCCCUCACCUGUGAAGCAGAUAGACAUUGGAGAUCUAACGAUGAGGAUAUUCUAAGACCAAUAUGCCUGCCAGUUUGUGGUCGGCCAACAAAACCCAUUGAGAAUCCCACUGGGAGGAUCAUCGGAGGAAGUGAUGCUCCAAAGGAUACCAUCCCCUGGCAAGCUCUAAUAAACAUAGAUUCAAACAGGGGGGGUGGUAUGAUCAUAGCAGAUCGCUGGCUGUUGACUGCAGCUCAUGUAGUUGUAGCUAAUGGACAAGUAGCACCACUUGAGUCUGUAAAAAUUUACCUCGGAGAUACAAAUGUUCACCAGCUUAUAGCAAGCCCCUCUCUGAAUGCAACCGCAAUCCAUGUUCACCCUGAAUACAAUAACCCAGACAAUUUUAACUACGACAACGACGUUGCACUGAUAAAACUGCAGGACCCAGUCACAUUUGAUGCAUCAAUUAUGCCGCUGUGUUUACCAGCAGAGGAUGACACAUAUGACACAGGACUAAUGGGGAUGGUAUCUGGCUUUGGUGUUAGAGACAACGGCACAAAGCGUUUUGUUACAAAUACGCUGAAGUAUGUGCAUGUGCCAGUGGAAGAUCAGGAAAUAUGCAGAAAGUCUUUGAAGCGAAGGCCUGGUACCAGAACACCAAUACUGACAAACAACAUGUUCUGUGCUGGCCUUCCUGAUGGUGGAAAGGACUCAUGCCAGGGCGACAGUGGGAGUGCCUUCACGCUACAAUCUGAAAAUGGACGAUUCUGGGCUGCUGGGAUUGUCAGCUGGGGGGUUAAAUGUGGACAGAAAGGAACAUAUGGGUUUUACGCCAAGGUAGCAAAUUAUAUAGACUGGAUUAACAAGAUCAUGCAGGAGAAUUGAGUUUAAUGAAGAAUGAACACAACAACAACUGAAGCAAUAAGACAAAAUUAAAAACACAAUCAUUAAAAGCUGAUUUAACAUAAUGAGAACUUUUAGAUACAAAGUCUCAAAAGCCAUUAAAAAUAUGCUGUUAGUGUGGAAUGAACCCUAAAUAGAAAGUUAUUAGAAAGUCUUUACCUGUUGAAUAAUCUUCCAGUUGUUCAAAAACUUUAAUUAAAAAUAAAGUGGUUUAAUACAGA